CAAAAUUUUAUUAUGAAAAAAAUGUGCGAAAAGUUCAUAAAAUAUCUUCUAUUUUUCAUAGUGGCAGUGCAAAUAACGGUAUGGAUUGUAGUAACGAGACUUAUGUUUAAUACUGAUAACUCAAAGCAAACAGCUGUUUUAGAAGAGCUUUCAAAUGAAAUUGAAACACCGCAGAUUAAAAUACAAAAAGCCCCCUCCUACGAGCAGUCCAUCAUUAUGGUGCGUCAUUUCUUGAAAGGCGCUGGCGGCUACAUCGCCUUGAGUUACAACGUUUUUGGACACAUAAUUGAGCAUCCACACUCUGAGCUUGUUACCUUUCCAUAUUACGAGGUCUUCGAGGGUCUUGACGACUAUCAGCCUUGGCUGCGCGUCUUCUUGCUGCGCACUACAACUGAAACAAAGCCACAAACUUGGGAGCAGCACGUAGAAGGUUUCGAGUGUAGCGGACAAUAUUUCAUUGGUUUGGAGUUAUUGCAGUUUAUUCUUAAUCUACAAAGCGUCAAGCUAUUGGCUCUGUUUCGCGACGAAGGUGAUGCGCAAUAUCUGCGUUAUGCGUUAUAUGACGAUUUCGUAAUGGGGAACGUAACGGAGGCGUAUCGCAUUAAGAAUUUGGGCAUGUUCGUCGGUAAUACCGAAAAUUGGUUGAGCGCUUAUUUGGAUAAAGCUUAUGUGGAGUUUAAUGUGAGCGAUGCUGAAGAGAAGCAACGCUAUGAGGAUCGUUGUCCGAUGUUGGCAUUGCAGGGCUGGUGGGGUGGUGCGAAUAUGUUCUGCAAAUUACCGUUAUCAUUUCGUGGCUCUUUGGAACUCUACAUUCGACCAUUCGGCAGAGCAUUUCAAUUGAUGGAGGUGUAAAUUGCAAUUUGCCAAGUUUCAGAGCGAAAGUUCGAAAAUAUUUUUAUUAUUAAUAUAUUUAAUUAGAUAUUAAAAGUCGAGAAAUCUACUUUACAAAAAUAGCUAGUAUUUACAUUUGCUAAGAAAGGCCUGUUUUACUACAAAACCUAAAGUCACAGGAAUAGGUCGAAGUCUGAUAAUAUAUCUGAAGCAAUUUUAUCCGAAAAAAG
Messenger RNA from Bactrocera oleae (olive fruit fly), 1061 nucleotides. RefSeq lists its product as uncharacterized. NCBI's taxonomy places the organism in Eukaryota, Metazoa, Arthropoda, Insecta, Diptera, Tephritidae. The record is from RefSeq and is a predicted model, not a curated record.